AUGGUGAAAAACGUUUUGUUGCUUGGAUCUGGGUUUGUUGCCCAACCUGUUGUGGAUGUUCUGGCAGCAUCUGAAGGCAUCAAUGUAACUGUUGCCUGUAGAACUUUGGCGAAGGCGCAGGAGCUGGCUUCUGCGUCAAAUUCGGCUGCUAUUUCUGUGGAUGUGACCAAGGAUGAAGAAUUGGAUGCAGCCUUGUCAAAGCACGAUCUUGUGAUUUCGUUGAUUCCAUACAUUUACCACGCUGCUGUGGUCAAGAGUGCCAUCAGGCUCAAGAAAGACGUUGUGACCACAUCGUACGUUUCUCCAGCUUUGAAAGAGCUGGAACCUGAAAUCAAAAAGGCUGGUAUCACUGUUAUGAACGAGAUAGGGUUGGAUCCAGGUAUCGACCACUUAUACGCUAUCAAGACCAUCGACGAAGUUCACAAGGCCAAUGGUAAAAUAAAGUCAUUUUUGUCUUACUGUGGUGGCCUGCCAGCUCCUGAAAACUCAGACAAUCCAUUGGGUUACAAAUUCUCCUGGUCUUCUAGAGGUGUACUAUUGGCCCUGAGAAACCAAGCCAAAUUCUGGAAAGACGGUAAGGUUGAAGAAGUUUCGUCUGAAGACCUCAUGGCUUCUGCCAAACCGUACUUCAUCUUCCCCGGGUUUGCUCUCGUCUGCUACCCAAACAGAGACUCCACUCCUUUCAAGGACCUGUACGAAAUUCCAGAAGCUGAGACCGUCAUUAGAGGUACUCUGAGAUUCCAGGGAUUCCCAGAGUUUGUCAAAGUUCUUGUCGACGUCGGUAUGCUCAAGGACGAGGAAAACGAAAUAUUCCAAAAGCCUAUUGCUUGGAACGAAGCUCUACACCAAUACUGGGGCAGCAAAUCUGCUUCCAAGGAGGACCUGAUAGCCUCGAUCGACUCCAAGACCAAAUGGGUCACCGAGGAGGACAGAGAAAGAAUCAUCAAUGGGUUUGGCUGGUUGGGUCUUUUCUCCGAUAACAAGAUAACACCAAAGGGCAACGCUUUGGACACCCUAUGCGCUACGUUAGAAGAGCUAAUGCAAUUCGAAGAAGGCGAGCGCGACAUGAUCAUCUUGCAACACAAAUUCGGAAUCGAAUGGGCAGAUGGCUCCAAUGAGACCAGAACUUCAACCUUGGUUCUCUACGGUCAGCCUGGUGGUUACAGCGCUAUGGCUGCAACCGUCGGUCUACCAUGUGCCAUUGCCACGAAACAAGUUCUGAGCGGCGUCAUCAAGAGCCCCGGUCUUGUCGUUCCAUACACUCCUGAGAUCAACGAUCCAAUCAUGAAGGAAUUGAAGGAGAAGUACGGUAUCUUCCUCACGGAAAAGACAAUCAAUUAG
Molecule: messenger RNA, 1341 nt
Organism: Lachancea sp. 'fantastica'
Lineage: Eukaryota; Fungi; Ascomycota; Saccharomycetes; Saccharomycetales; Saccharomycetaceae
Source: the annotation of a GenBank genome assembly